This is a messenger RNA of Cannabis sativa, 1031 nucleotides long. RefSeq names its product protein BEARSKIN2-like. The transcript has 2 exons. Gene Ontology annotation, molecular function: DNA binding. The record is from RefSeq and is a predicted model, not a curated record. Lineage: Eukaryota; Viridiplantae; Streptophyta; Magnoliopsida; Rosales; Cannabaceae. Gene Ontology annotation, biological process: regulation of DNA-templated transcription. Bases 132 to 1031 code for a protein of 299 amino acids.
GUAAGACACCAGAUUGGUAAUUGCCGAAUUGACUAGCUAGGUAGAGUCGAGACGUCGUACGUGAAAUUAGAAAUAAACAUAAUUAUAAAUUAUUAGUAAUUAUUAGUCCAUCGAACCAACCAGAUCCUGAGAUGGCUUCUUCGAGCGGUGGUGUGCCUCCAGGAUUUCGAUUCCACCCUACUGACGAGGAGCUUCUUCACUAUUACUUGAAGAAGAAGGUCUCCUUUCAGAAAAUUGAUAUGGAGGUCAUUCGAGAGGUCGAUUUGAACAAGAUGGAACCUUGGGAUUUACAAGAUAGAUGCAGAAUAGGAUCGACACCGCAGAACGAAUGGUACUUCUUCAGCCACAAGGACAGGAAGUAUCCAACUGGGUCUCGGACGAACAGGGCGACCAACGCUGGGUUUUGGAAGGCCACAGGAAGAGACAAGUGCAUUCGCAACGCCUUCAAGAAGAUUGGUAUGCGUAAAACCUUGGUUUUCUACCGAGGAAGAGCUCCUCACGGCCAGAAGAGCGACUGGAUAAUGCACGAGUAUCGGCUAGAAGAGCAAGACAACCAGCCUGAUCACCAUGAGGAUGGUUGGGUGGUGUGCAGGGUGUUCAAGAAGAAAAACCUAUUCAAACUCUCAUCAUCAUCCUCUACUACUACUAAUAAUCAUAAUCAUAAUACUAUUAACAAUAAUUCUCAUCAUCUUAAUAUUAACAAUGAAUUAGGCACUUCACCCACUACUACUACUACUGCCAAUAUGAUGAUGAUGAUCAACUCAUCCUCAUCCAAUAAUUUAUCAUCAUCAGAUCAUCAUCAUCAUCAUCAACACAACCUGAUGAACCACAAUAACAGCAUGACCAAUAAUAACGCAUUCAAUAUCCGAUCAGAUCACAACAACCAGCAGUACUACCAAAUGCUUCGCCAACCUCAACAUCAGGAAAGUACCACUGAACUCCCACAUCUUAAUUUGAUGAUGCAACAUCAGCAACAACAGAACGUGGCUCUUCAUCACAACAACACUACUUACCCGGACUCACUACAAUAG